Molecule: messenger RNA, 900 nt
Organism: Triticum dicoccoides
Lineage: Eukaryota; Viridiplantae; Streptophyta; Magnoliopsida; Poales; Poaceae
Product: CASP-like protein 5B1
Exons: 3
Coding region: 266-727 (153 amino acids)
Cellular component (GO): membrane
Source: RefSeq, a predicted model, not a curated record
GUCGCAAAAAGUCUGCUCUCCCCCUCGCUUCUCUCCCAUCUCUGCCAUCCCCUCCGCUUCUCCCCUUCGGGCAAAAAAAUAAUCGAAAACCCCUGACUCCGCCGAGCGAGCAUCACCUUUCCGCCGCUGCUCGCCGCACGCCGCCCCGCCGACCGAGACCCUCAGGCCCGCCCCACUCUAGCCCGCCCGCCCGCAUGGCUGCCGAUCGCCGGCCCGGCGUCUGAGGGAGCGGGCGGCUGCGCUCGGGGGCCAGUCCGGCGGCGCGAUGGAGCUGUCCGGGAGCCCCGGCACGUGGAGCGGCCUCUCGCUGCGGCUCGGCCAGUUCCUCUUCGCCGCCGCGUCCGUCUGCGUCAUGUCCUCCGCGAUCGGCUUCGCCAACUACACCGCCUUCUGCUACUUGAUUGCAUCAAUGGGACUACAAGCACUCUGGAGCUUGGGACUUGCGUGUCUUGAUGGCUAUGCUUUGAGAAUGAAAAAGGAACUCAACAGUGCUGUUCUCGUGAGCUUAUUUGUUGUUGGAGAUUGGGUAACGUCGAUCCUGUCGUUUGCCGCUUCAUGCUCAGCAGGAGGCGUCGUUGUUCUCUUCGACAAGGAUGCGUACUUCUGCAGCAGGGACCCGCAUCUCCCCUGUGGGACAUUUGAGCUUGCGACCGCGUUUGCAUUCCUUUCCUGGGCGCUUAGUGCCACAUCUGCCCUUGUGAUGUUUUGGCUCCUCGCUUCAUCUUGAUUAGAUAUGUAGGAGCUCUGUCUGUACCUAGUGUUGUUUGGUCCUGUCUGGUUAUAUACCGACUGAUGUGUCAAGCAGACUACAUAGGAAUAGACUGCUAAUUCCAGAGAAUAGAUGGGCAAUGGUCGCAAGUUCCAUGAAGUCUUAAAUUUUAGAGCCAUGCUUCAGUGUUU